GACCACCUUAGACCAUCAACAAACAUUACUGUAGGCCACCACGAGCACCACUUUGUGCUCUCGUGAAGUCUGAAACUGUACGAAUUGCAAAAGAAAAAGUCCUAAACUCCAACAAACAACACAUUGUGCUGUAACAUACAUCUUCCAUUGAACUGAAUGAUGGCCCACAUUGGAAAAGUCUUGAAUUUUUCUAGCAUGCUAGAAACAACCAGGAUUCAUAAUUACUGUUUUGUAAUAACACACAUUCCAAUCUUACCUAAGUUUACGGUGCUAUGCAAUGUGCCUAACCAACAUAACCUAAGGUUUAUUCACAUGAAAAGGACGUUAAACGCUAUAACAGUAUUACAGAAAGAUAUAAAAGAAGAAAAUAUUGAUCAAGACAAAUUACCAGAAAUUGUUAAAUAUGUAAAUGAUAAACGAAUUAUCUACAGCUCUCAUAUAGCUGAUCAAAGUGUUCAUUUGAAUUAUGGCACUAGGAAUAGAUUAGCAAAGAAAUUUAAAGUUGCAAAAGAUAGAAAAAUAAAGGCUGCUGCAACUCCUCUUAUUAUUGAAAAAAUGCUGGCAGUGGAUGAGAAAACUAGUGAUGAAUUUGAAUUGGAGAGUGUUUCAAGUGCAAGUUCUACUGUAGCAUACCCAUACUCUCACACACACGAUAUAAAUUUAGAGAAUAUUACUUUGAAAUCACAUACAGAAGUAGCAGAGUCAGAACUAAAUGAUGAUAAUAUUGCCAUGACCGUGAAAGAGGACAUAGCUUGUCGAAUGCUUGCCUAUGAAGAGGGAAUUCUGCAGAAGCUAGAAAGCACAUCCAAAAAAGAUUCUUCCAAAAAUACAUUAACUAACUUUAAAGAUGAAUAUUUUUUUAAUGACUCUAUAAGUGAAGACUUUGUAAAAGACAUCAAUACAGAAUCAUCUCCACUAAUUAAAGAACAUGGUACAGCAGAUCCCACCAUUCCUGUAAGUGAUGUACCUUGUGGUGGAUGUGGGGCUCACCUUCACUGUCAGGCUCCUGCUUUCCCAGGCUUCGUACCAAAAGAGGAUUUUGAGGGCCUAAAUCGUGGUGAGCUGCGUAGUGUUCUCUGCCAGCGUUGCUAUUUUCUGAGAUACCACAAAAUGGCUCUAAAUGUACGUGUCUCACCAUCAGUAUACCCCAAAAUCCUAGAACCCAUCAAGAAUGUGAAGGCAUUGAUAUUGGUGGUGGUAGAUCUUCUAGAUGUACCAUGCUCCAUUUGGCCUAACUUCAUAGAUAUCAUAGGCACACGCAGGCCAGUUGUAGUGGUGGGAAACAAAGUCGACCUUUUACCAGCUGAUGGGAAAAAUCACCUUCGGAGAAUUGAAGAUUCUCUUGCCGCUGCAAUUGACAAGACUGACUUAGGUCGAGCAAAUAUUCGUCAUACAGUUCUUGUCUCUGCACAAACAGGUUUUGGGAUUGAAGAUCUUAUCACAAAAAUUCAUAAUACAUGGGACACAAAAGGAGAUAUAUAUAUUCUUGGAUGUACCAACUCUGGCAAGUCAACUCUCUUCAAUACCCUGCUUGGAUCUGAUCUCUGCAAGACAAGUGCGUCAAGUCUUAUUCAACGUGCCACUACAUCUUGCUGGCCAGGAACAACUCUUAAUAUGCUUAAGUUCCCCAUUCUUCGUCCAUCAAGAUAUCGGCUGUAUCUUAGAGUUCAGAGAAUGAAAGAGCAACAGAAAGUUCAAUCUAUGACUGCAAAAUUAAAACCUGAUUACACCAAAAGUAUCUCAGUUGGAACAUUGUCUGGCCACAUUGGAAGAACAUUUGAAAAUUUAGAAGAGCCUGAUGAGAGGUUUGAUCCCUUUUCAACAAAUAUGAGAAAUAUAGGAAAGGAGCAGAGGAAAAUUCUUGGUAUCAAUACAAAUGAUCCCAAAUACUCCCUUGGCAAGUGGUGUUUUGAUACGCCAGGAACAAUACAACCAGACCAGUUAAUCAACUUACUCACCCAUGAUGAACUGAUGAAGGUGCUGCCUAGUAGGCUCAUACAACCCAGCACAUUCUGUCUUCAUACUGGCCAUAGCCUCUUCAUUGGAGGGUUGGCUCGUCUUGAUCUUGUUUAUAGCCCACAGCCAGUCAGGUUUACAGUCUUCAGAUCAGAACAUCUUCCAAUAACAGUGGUAAAGACAGUUGAUGCAUCAGCAUUUUAUCGUAACUAUCUUGGGUCUACACUUCUUGGUGUUCCAGUGGGAGAUGAGGAGCGCCUUCGUCAUUGGCCAGCAAUUACUCCAAAGAACAUGCGAACAUUCACUAUUAGUAAAGAUAGAAGUUGUGCUGAUGUGGUACUAUCAUCUGCAGGUUGGGUUGCUAUUACUGGAAUAUGGAAACAUGUUAUUGAGCUGCGAGGCUGGACUCCAGGAGGACGUGGCAUAUAUCUGAGGGAUCCACCAAUACUUCCUCUGUCAAUAAAACUAAGGGGUCCUCGCAUAGAAAAAUCACCAGCACACAAAGCCCACAGAAUUUUUGUUCCUAAAUGAGAAAUUAUGUACUGUAUUGUCAAAGUGAUUUUCCACUUAAUAUAGUUCUGCUUGCUCAUAUUUAAUACACGACAUGUAAAUAGAACCCUUGUUGAAUUGUCAAUGAUUAUAGUUGUGACAUCCAGAAAGUGCUUGAUAUGUGAAGUCUCUGUUAAAAAUAAGACAAUGAUGAUUUUGUUGUAGUAUUUCUAUGAAUAAAGUUUUUCUGGAAGCAUAAA
Procambarus clarkii (red swamp crayfish) is the source of this 2705-nucleotide messenger RNA. RefSeq names its product nitric oxide-associated protein 1. The record is from RefSeq and is a predicted model, not a curated record. Gene Ontology annotation, molecular function: GTP binding. NCBI's taxonomy places the organism in Eukaryota, Metazoa, Arthropoda, Malacostraca, Decapoda, Cambaridae.